AUGACAUCCUCGUUGCAACUCGGAUCGAUGCCGUCCUUCGGAAUGGUCACAUCGAAUCCGUCGUCAACAACCACUCCGUACAACAACACCAACACCGCCAACAAUAAUACCCGUCAAGAGCUGAACAACUACUUCUACAACGCACCUCACCAGUACUACCAGCAAAUGCUCGACCAGACCGCAAAUCCCCUCGUCAACCCGCACCACUACCAUCCCAACAUCGCCACCAAUAACCCCAGCAACACCAUGACCAACAACACGAGCAAUGCCGUCAACCCCUAUCACCCCUACCAUCAACCCAAUCAUUAUCAGUUAUCAUCUCAUAAUGCUGCUGCUGCAGCCGCUGCUGCCACAUAUCCGAUACAUUCGUAUUUCUUCGGUUCGUGCUGA
Messenger RNA from Anisakis simplex (herring worm), 390 nucleotides. The record is from the annotation of a GenBank genome assembly. NCBI's taxonomy places the organism in Eukaryota, Metazoa, Nematoda, Chromadorea, Rhabditida, Anisakidae.